CAGUUGCAGUUGUCCCGCCUCCUGAAAUUCCGGGUGAAGGGUCAGUUUGUUUUUAUGCAACAGACCCAGACUUCACUCCACUUCUGUAGAGUCACCACAGAACUUGUAAACCAGCAGAGAUGGCAACGCUGAUGGAAGAUGAGGUAUUUAUGGCUUUCACCACCUACGCAGCUAUUGUCAUUGUGAAGAUGUUGCUGAUGGCGCCCAUGACUGCAUACUACCGCAUGACCAGAGGGGCUUUCGCGAACGAGGAAGAUGUGGCCCUGAAGCCUGAAGAGGAGAGGAAGAAGCUGUUGAGAACCCAUCCAGAUGUGGAGCGAGUUCGAAGGUGUCACCAGAAUGACCUGGAGAGCGUUGUUCCCUUUGUGAUGGUCGGCCUGCUCUACGCGCUGACUGGACCCGAGCUUUCUACUGCUCUGCUUCACUUCCGUGUGUUUGCCGGCUCUCGGAUCUUCCACACCAUCUCGUACGUUGGCGCUCUGCCUCAGCCCAGCAGGGCCCUGUCCUGGGUAGCAGGCAUGCUGGUCACCUUCUCCAUGACUUACAGGGUGCUUAGCACCGUUCUCCUCCUUUAGAGACAGCAUUGGACUCUAACAAAACCUUAUCUGUUAAUUAAUAAUUAACUCUUGCUGCAGCUAUCUAUGAGCUUGAUUAUUAAACAUCCUUAGCACUUAUGCUUUACAUUUUCAUAGAUGGAACAUUUCUUUUUAAUAAACUUUUCUAUCAAC
Messenger RNA from Perca fluviatilis (European perch), 728 nucleotides. RefSeq names its product microsomal glutathione S-transferase 1-like. Gene Ontology annotation, cellular component: membrane; mitochondrion. The record is from RefSeq and is a predicted model, not a curated record. NCBI's taxonomy places the organism in Eukaryota, Metazoa, Chordata, Actinopteri, Perciformes, Percidae. Bases 120 to 575 code for a protein of 151 amino acids. The transcript is spliced from 4 exons. Gene Ontology annotation, molecular function: glutathione transferase activity.